UUCGCGUACACUACCGCAACCACACCCCUUCGAAAAACUUUGAGACCAUACAGGAGUGAGUAGAAAAAUCAGCAGUAUGGCAGCCAAUGUGUUUGGAAACCCUGUGACCGACGACACGGUGAGACUAGUUUAUCCAGGCCUACAAAAAAUAACGGCAAAACACAGGGCAGAAGUGGCUUUGAUGUAUAGAAACGCUGAAGAUAAGCACGUGAAUGUGAAUAGAUAUGUGCACAAUCUCAAGGCAAGCUACGGCACUGGAACCUCAACACUCUGCAUGAUUUACAACGCUACCGGAGGUAACUUGACGUUUUCUAGCACGUACAAUUGGGAUGGUCAAGUCUGGCAAUCUCCGUACCCUCCGAUCAUUCAGAAUGGGCAAUGGGCUGGAUUUCUGCAUGUCCGCAGUAGAUUGGUUGGUCCGUCAAAAGCAGCUGUUGUGUAUUCGGGCAGGAAUAAUGAUGGAAGUGGGUGUGACUGGAUGUUGGCUUGGAACACCAAGCGCCUUAAUUAUGAUAAUCGGGUCUAUACUGAAAUCCGUGGAGCUGGUCAUUUUAAUGUCAAUCGUUGGGACUAUAUCAAUAGUCUGUUGAAACAACAAUCUAAUAAUCAUAGUGAUACUUGGAAUGGAUGCUACUCCAUUAUUUCAGUUGGCGGAGGCAGUUCGCCAGCACUUGAGGCAACAAUGACCUUGGCUGAUCUCGAUGCCAAGUUUAUGGAAAUUGCUCGUGCCAUUGCGAUGCCAGAGGGGCUUGAUUCGAAAACCGUUGAUGAUGAUGGAGAUGCUGAAGCUCCUGCCGAAUAAUCACCUUGGCUGGUGUCGUUCACUUUAUAAUUCAAUAAGGCGUACGUCAAUUAAUUAAUCGUACUUUAAUGUCCUAAAAACCAUGGUGGAUAAUAUUGCCAAAAUAAAACUUUAAUGUCCUAAAAACUAUGGUGGACAAUGUUGCCAAAAUAAAACAUAAUAUUUUAUGUAUUGGCAAGAGUGCUUUAUAUGGCUGCUAGUGCAACUGCAAGGCAGCUAGUCAUGUUUUCUAGAAUAAUUAUAUAAUGAAGUACUGCUUUAUGCUUUUAAAAUAA
Messenger RNA from Ziziphus jujuba (common jujube), 1077 nucleotides. RefSeq names its product 23 kDa jasmonate-induced protein. The record is from RefSeq and is a predicted model, not a curated record. NCBI's taxonomy places the organism in Eukaryota, Viridiplantae, Streptophyta, Magnoliopsida, Rosales, Rhamnaceae. The transcript is spliced from 2 exons. Bases 77 to 802 code for a protein of 241 amino acids.